Messenger RNA from Sordaria macrospora k-hell, 276 nucleotides. RefSeq lists its product as uncharacterized. Lineage: Eukaryota; Fungi; Ascomycota; Sordariomycetes; Sordariales; Sordariaceae. The record is from RefSeq and is a predicted model, not a curated record.
AUGGAUAUUCCUCAGGCCGACCUCGAUCUCCUCAACGAGAAGGACAAGGCUGAGCUUCGCACCUUCAUUUCCAACGAGACGCAGCGCCAGAGGAUUCAAGGACAAACCCACGCCCUCACCGACUCCUGCUGGAAGAAGUGCAUCACCUCCAACAUCAAGACCAACCAGCUCGACAAGUCCGAGGCCGCCUGCAUGUCCGACUGCGUCGAGCGCUUCCUCGAUGUCAACUUCGCCAUCAUGAACCACGUGCAGAAGCUCACCAGGGGCGGCAAGUAG